Messenger RNA from Colletotrichum tamarilloi, 7194 nucleotides. RefSeq lists its product as uncharacterized. NCBI's taxonomy places the organism in Eukaryota, Fungi, Ascomycota, Sordariomycetes, Glomerellales, Glomerellaceae. The coding region runs from base 1 to 7194 and encodes 2397 amino acids. The transcript is spliced from 3 exons. Gene Ontology annotation, molecular function: ATP binding; actin filament binding; cytoskeletal motor activity. Gene Ontology annotation, cellular component: myosin complex. The record is from RefSeq and is a predicted model, not a curated record.
AUGGCGCAACCACGGAAUAAUCCUUUUGCUAGGACCUCGCCCGGUCCUAGCAGCGGCCGGCCGAAAUCCGCAGUCUUCUCAUCACCGUCUCCGCUGUCAGCCGUUACCACGCCCGUAUCGCACGUCAGAAACCAUUCCACUGCCUCAGCAGCACCCGCAGCAGCACCUGCGGCAUCUGCGGCACCUGCGGCCCCUAUCAUGUUCUCAGGCACCGGCCACUUCCGUCACAAUCGCUCCGACUCGAGAAACAGUGGCUCUGGUUCCGGGACCUUUGCGCCUUCCUUCAUCAAGACGGAGGAGAUGCGCCGUGGUUCUGACACAGUCAAAGGCAUCGAGGGCGAGAACGACUUCUCCGGAAAACGUUAUGUGUGGCUUAAGGACCCGCAAGCUGCUUUCGUAAGAGGUUGGGUGGUUGAGGAGACAGGAGGCAACAAGAUACUCGUUCAGUGUGACGAUGGUACACAACGAGAAGUCGACGCUGAAAGCGUCGACAAGGUCAAUCCCGCCAAGUUCGACAAGGCAAACGAUAUGGCUGAAUUGACCCAUCUGAACGAGGCGUCUGUCGUGCAUAACCUCCACAUGAGAUACCAAGCCGACCUCAUCUACACCUAUUCCGGCCUCUUCUUGGUCACAGUCAACCCCUACUGCCCACUACCCAUCUACACAAACGAAUAUAUCAAUAUGUACAAGGGGAGGAGUAGGGAAGACACCAAACCACACAUCUUUGCCAUGGCCGACCAUGCUUUCCGCAAUCUGGUAGACGAAGGCGAGAAUCAGAGUAUUCUUGUUACCGGCGAGUCCGGUGCUGGUAAAACCGAGAACACCAAGAAGGUGAUCCAGUACCUUGCAGCCGUCGCGCACUCCGAGUCCCCCGUAAAGAAUAAGUCUCAGCAGUCCAACCUGUCGCAACAGAUCCUCCGAGCCAACCCUAUCCUUGAGGCCUUUGGUAAUGCUCAGACGGUGCGUAACAAUAACUCUUCACGAUUCGGCAAAUUCAUCCGGAUCGAGUUCAACAAGGCAGGUGCCAUUUCUGGCGCCUUCAUCGACUGGUACCUCUUGGAGAAGUCUAGGGUGGUGAGGAUCAACGGGCAUGAGAGAAACUACCACAUCUUCUACCAGCUUCUCAAGGGCGCAGACAGGAAGAUGAAGCAGGAAUUCCUCCUUGACGGCUUGGAUGUCGAGGACUUUGCUUACACGCGCGCUGGCCACGACACAAUCGUCGGCGUCUCCGACCGCGAAGAGUGGGACUCGUUGAUGGAGGCCUUCAACGUCAUGGGCUUCUCAGACAAGGACCAGAACUCAAUCAUUCGCACAAUCGCCGCCGUGCUACACCUCGGAAAUAUCUCUGUCGUCAAGGAAAGUCGUGCCGCAGAUCAAGCCCGGCUGGCACCUGAUGCCAAGGAACAGGCAGCCAAGGUUUGCAAGCUCCUUGGUGUUCCGCUCGAGCCAUUCCUGCAGGGCCUGCUUCACCCCAGAGUCAAGGCUGGCCGUGAAUGGGUUGAAAAGGUUCAAACUCCCGAGCAGGUCCGACUGGGACUCGACGCGUUGUCCAAGGGUAUCUACGAGAGAGGUUUCGGUAAUCUCGUGACUCGCAUCAACCGUCAACUGGAUCGUACAGGCAUGGGCAUCGACGACUCGCGCUUCAUUGGUGUCCUGGAUAUUGCUGGUUUCGAAAUCUUCGAAGAGAACAGCUUUGAGCAGCUUUGCAUCAACUACACCAACGAAAAGCUCCAGCAGUUCUUCAACCAUCACAUGUUUGUGCUCGAGCAAGAAGAGUACGCGAGGGAACAGAUUGAAUGGCAGUUCAUAGACUUUGGACGCGACCUUCAGCCCACGAUUGACCUCAUCGAAUUACCCAACCCCAUUGGUAUCUUCUCUUGCUUGGACGAAGACUGUGUGAUGCCCAAGGCCACAGACAAGUCAUUCACCGAAAAGCUCAACUCCUUAUGGGACAAGAAAUCGAAUAAGUAUCGCCCUUCUCGACUCGGCCAAGGCUUUAUCCUCACGCAUUAUGCGGCGGAAGUCGAGUACUCCACCGAAAGCUGGCUGGAGAAGAACAAGGAUCCGCUGAAUGAUAACAUCACUCGCCUCCUUGCUUCCUCUACUGACAAGCAUAUUGCCGAUCUAUUCGCCGACUGCGCCGAUGUCGACGACGAUCUAGGUGCCAGCCGCAACCGGGUCAAGAAGGGAUUGUUCCGGACUGUCGCACAGCGCCACAAGGAGCAGCUCCACAGUCUGAUGGCACAGCUUCAUUCUACCCAUCCUCACUUCGUCCGCUGUAUUCUGCCCAACCACAAGAAGAAGCCCAAGCAGUUCAACAAACUGCUCGUGCUUGAUCAGCUGCGGUGUAAUGGUGUUCUCGAGGGUAUCCGCAUUGCCCGGACGGGCUUUCCUAAUCGCCUUCCUUUUGCCGAGUUCCGUCAACGCUAUGAAGUGCUUUGCAGAAACAUGCCCAAGGGCUAUCAAGAGGGUCAAGCUGUAGCGGCCAUGAUGCUUGAGAAGCUUGGCCUAGAUAGGAGCUUGUACCGCGUGGGCCUUACGAAGGUCUUCUUCCGAGCUGGUGUGCUAGCCGAACUGGAAGAACAGCGUGAUGCCCUUAUCACCGAAAUCAUGUCUCGAUUCCAGUCAGUUGCACGUGGCUACAUCCAGCGACGAGUCGCUUACAAGAGGCUGUUCCGGACUGAGGCCACCCGCAUCAUCCAGAGAAACUUUAACACCUACCUCGACCUGAUGGAGAAUCCGUGGUGGCAGCUUGUUAGCAAGAUGAAGCCACUCCUGGGCGCUACUCGUAGUGCAACAGAGGUCAAGAAGAGGGACGCAAUGAUCCGCCAGCUUCAGGACAAGAUGAAACAAGAAUCUGAUGAUCGCCACAAGCUGGAAGAGGAUCGCCGAAAUGUACACAACGAGAUGGUCCGAAUUCAACAGACCUUGGAAAGUGAACGUGCCCUCGCGUUGGACAAGGAAGAGAUCUUCAAGCGCCUACAAGUGAGAGAAGCAGAACUCGAAGAGAAGCUCUUCGGCGCCAUAGAAGACCAAGAGAGGCUGGAGGACCAACUUGACGACCUACUAGAAGCCAAGAAGAGGGCCGAGCACGACGUUGAAAAGUACCGGGCUCAACUGGAGCAAGCUGCACUACUUAUCGCACGGCUAGAGCAGGAGAAGUCAGAGCUCUCAGAACGCACCGAAGAGCUGGAGCGCUCUAUCGAAGAGAUUUCGCAGAAGCAAUCGGAGCGUAGCGAACAGGAGAGACUGCUCGAGGACGAGAUCAAGAUGUUGCAGAGCCAGCUCAGUCUCAAGGAUCGCAAAGCACGGGACUUGGAGAGCAAACUCCUCCAGAUCGACCAGGACCUCGAGGUCAAAUUGCGGACAGCACAGAAAGAUUUGCAAUCGUCAAAGUCGAGAGAAUCCCAACUGGCUCUCGAGAACCGCCAGGUCCAACAGCAACUUUCUGAACUAUCCAAGACUUCGACCGACUACGAGGAUCUUGUCCGCAAGAAAGAGAGCGAAUUGUCCGUUCUUCGGGGAGACAACAAGAAGUUUGAGAUGGAGCGUCGUACCUUUGAGGAGCAAAAGAAGGUUCUCGUCUCCGAGAAGGAGACCGCUGCAUCCAAGCUUCGCGAAGUCCAGGCCGAGAUCACAGCCAUCAAAUCACAACAGUCUCAGCUUGAGAGGGAAGCCGAGGAUGCCAAGAAACUUCUCGAAACACGGCUUUCUGAAGAUGCCCAGGCAGACGAGAAUCGCCAAGUCUUGGAAGCUCAGAUCAAGGACCUCAAGGACGAGCUCUUCAAUAUUCAAAAGGAGCUUAGCAGGGAGAGGCAGUCACGCGACGACGUCCUCCUACUGAGCGAGCACAAGUUCAACGCCUUACAAGAAGAGUACGAUCAUCUGAACGAAUCGAAGAUCAUUAUAGAGAAAGAGCUGUACGUUCAGCAAGAUAACCUGCGUCGAACCAAGGAAGCCCGCGACACCGCCGAACGGGAACGCGACGAAGCGAGACAGGAGAUCAGACGUCUCCGGGUCGCCAAGACUCAAGCCGAGGAAGCUCGCGUGCAGGCCGAGAUUGAAGGCGAACGGGCUGCUUCUCGGGCUGCUCGAGAGAGAGAGGAGAGCCUUCGGAAAGAUCUCGAGGCUGCUCAGGAAAGGUUGAAGUGGUUCGACAACGAGUGCGCCAAUCUCAAUCAUCAAGUCGAGGAUCUCAAUAAGCUUAUCCUUUCUUCUGGAGAGUUUGGUCUAAAGAACGAUCAGGAGAAGGAGAGACUCGAGCGCGAGCUGGUCACUGUCAAGGGUCGCCUCAAAGCCUCGGAGAACGACAAUCGUGCCCUUCUCAACAAGCUCCAGCAGAAGGGGCUGGAAAUCGCCCGCUCAAGUUCAAGAGCCAGCGAAGCUUCAAGAAGUCAAGUGCUGGGUCUGCAACGUGAAAAGACCCGAGCCGAUGAACAAAAUGCUCAGCUGAACAAACAGCUUGGCGAAGCUCAAUUCACCAUCGCUGGCCUCGAGAAGAAGGCCGAGAAGUUGCAGCUCAACCUGGAGGAUCUCAACCAUGAAGUGGCCCGAGAAGCUAAGGCUUCGAGGAAUGCCGAGAAGACGGCAUCGACUGCUACUGCGCAACUUGCGGAGGCCAAUCGCACCAUCGAGUCUGAGCGCCAGCUCCGUACACAGGCUCAGGCCACUGUCCGAACUCUGCAAACUACCAUGGAAAGUAGGGAGAAGGAAUUGCAAGAGCUGAGGGCGCAGAUGCUCAAGGUCCUCAAGACGGUCGAUCCCGACGUUGUUGUCCCGCCUCAAGCAGACGGCACAAACGAGGGCGUGCUUAGCAAGAACUUCGAUCUGGUUAGGAAAGUCGAGGAUCUCCAGCAGAACCUUCGGGUCCAGACGGCUGCUAGAACAAAUGCCGAGACCCAGUUGGCGGAGCUGCGCUCUUCUCGCAUGGAAUCUCCUAUGAGGCCCAAGCUGGAAGAGAUCAGCCCUAACGAGGCCCCUUUCAAUGGUUCGCCCACCUUUAGGCGAUCCAAGAUGCAGAAUCGUCAGUACUCGAACAACUCGACGCCCACCCGCCGUUUCGAGCCAGAGAAUAUGGACUCAGCUCGCUCUGACAAGACUGCGGAUAUCCUGAGCUUCAACAACCGCAUGGAUCUCAAGGCCGAGGUUGAGGAGUUGCAGAACCAGCUUCAGAUUGCUGAGAUGCAAAAUCGACACCUCCAAAGCCAGAUCGAGCGCGGUUCCUCGCCCCCGGAGGAAUUCGACGAGAACUCGUCUGUUCUUCGAGUGCAAAAGUUGGAGAAGGUCAACAGCCGCCUGCACGACAUGCUGGACGACUCUGCAAGGAAGGUGUCGGCUCUGGAGCGGAGUGUGAGGACCGGCGAGUUGUCCCUGCGUGAUAUUCAGACCCGAUCGCACGAAGAGAUCCUGGACGCGCUCAACAGCCAAGAGGAGGCGCGUCGCUCACUUCUGCAUAGCCACAGGGAUGCCAUCUCGGAACUUUCGGACGUCAAGAACCAUUUCGAACGGAUGCGCCACGACCGAGCUGCCCUUGAAGUCGAGCUUCGGGACACCACAUCCGAACUCGAGGAAAUGAGCCUGGCUCGCGAGCAAGAGGCUGCCAGCCGCAGUCAGCUCUUGCAGGACUUCUCUGAUCUGCAGAUUCAAGUCGACAACCAGACUUCCAAACUCGCCGACGUUGGGUCCAGCUUGAACCUAUACAAGAGUCGUGCAGAUGAAUAUUUCAGUAAACUGGAGCAAGCCGAGAUUGCCGUUUUGAAGGCCAACCGAGCGGAAUUGUUUGCCAAGACGCAGGCUAAGGAGGCCGAGGAGACGUAUGCCGAGGUCAUGUCCGAAAGAGAAAAGAUGGACGCCACUAUUGAGGACCUUCAACGCCAGAACCAGAGGCUUGAAGAGAAGCUCGAGGACGUUUCGACCGAUUUGGAUGCCGCAAGUCAAGCUAAGAAGCGUCUUCAGCACGAGCUCGAGGACUACAGGAACCAGAGAGCCAACGAUAUCGAGGACAAGGAAACCAGCAUGGAGCAAACACGCAAGAAGUACCAAGCCGAGUUCGCCACAUUGACCAAGGAGCUCGAUCUGGCCCGCGAGGAGAAACUCUUCAAGCAAGCCGAGAUUGCUCGCUUGCGGGAGGAGCUUGAUGAGCUCCGCUCUAAGUGGGACGACGAAGUUCUCAACAGCUCGACCUGGUCCAAGGAAAAGGCCCGGCUGGAGUCAACUCUGGCUGAUGUCGUCUCGUCACGCGAUGAGGCGGUCAACGCCCACAGCGAGGCCCAAGGCAAGGUUGUGACUUUGCUUUCCCAGGUUCGGUCUCUCCGCGCCUCUGUGGACGAAGUCACUUCUGAGCGAGAUCUUCUUGUCCGGGAGAAGCGCAGCAUCGAGGCUCGCCUUGAGGAAGCCAAGGCUGGUCUGGAAGAUCUCACCAACGGCGACAGCGCAUCACUCCGCGACGCCGCCAACCUGGACAAGGAAAUGUUGGAGUUGAAGUCCAGCCUGGCUCAGCAUGAAGACAUUGCUGCUGCUGCAGUGGAGAAGAUGAGACGCGCCGAGGCACUGGCUGCGGAAAUGCAAAAGGAGGCCAUGGUUGAGCGCGAGGCCAGCACACAGCUCCAGAAGGUUAAGGCCACCCUGGAGAAGUCUUUGAACGAGAUUCAGAUCAAGUUGGUCGACCUUGAGACCAAGGGCUACUCAAGCGCUAGCCAAGAUAUCAAGUUUUUGCACAAGCGCAUCCAAGAGCUUGAGUCUCAGCUUGAGGAGCAUGAGAAUGAGAAGAACAAGUCUCAGCGAUCGGUUCGAAAUGUUGACCGGAUCGUCAAGGACCUCCAAGGUCAGAUCGACCGCAAGGACAAGCAGAACACACAGCUGCAAGACGAUGUUGCCCGCAUGCGUGACAAGGCGGAAAAGCUCCUGCAAACGAUCGAGGAGCUUCAGUCGUCCGAGUCGGAGAACCAGCUUCAGGCACGCCGUGCUGAACGGGAACUCCGCGAGGAGAAGGAGAGGUCGAUGCGCCUGGAGCGUGAGCUCGAAGGCAUCAAGGCAUUGAGAUUCGAAAAGGGGGCGGCGUCCGCGAUGGGAAGCGUCCGCGGUGCGUGGCGCACAGGGUUUAGUGUUGAUGAUGACACCGCCUCCAUGAUUUCUGUACCCAAGCGGAAGAGCAGCCUUAGUCGGGCACCGAGUCUCACCAAGGGGUUCUUGUAA